Messenger RNA from Amphibalanus amphitrite, 1932 nucleotides. Its product is annotated as serine protease Hayan-like. Gene Ontology annotation, molecular function: serine-type endopeptidase activity. NCBI's taxonomy places the organism in Eukaryota, Metazoa, Arthropoda, Thecostraca, Balanomorpha, Balanidae. The coding region runs from base 219 to 1754 and encodes 511 amino acids. The record is from RefSeq and is a predicted model, not a curated record. The transcript is spliced from 2 exons. Gene Ontology annotation, biological process: proteolysis.
UGGCAGUGCCGCGUGCAGUGCAGCCAGAGACGUCAGACCCCCUGGCAUUGCCGCGUGCAGUGCCGUCGGAGCAUUUCCCACAUUAGUACCGUCGCGUGCAGUAUAGCUGACCGUCACCAGUCCUCUGCCGGCUGUGCCCGGUCGCGAGCGCCAGUGUGAGACCCGGCUGUCUCACCUUCUGACCCUCAGCUGAUUGGCCCGUCUCUCCUGCCCCAGCCAUGCGUCUGGUGGUGCUGGCGCUCCUACUGUGUGUCGGAGCGCCCCUCUCGGCGGCCUUUGUAUUCCCCAGUGGCGGGGUGCGCCGCGGUGUGGUGGUGAUGCCGCUGAGAGCGUGUCGAGCCAACGACGGCACCGAGGGCCGCUGUGUAUCCAUGGUGUCCGGCGUCUGCCCCCUGUACAGGACCACCACGGACCUGCUGCUGCGCAAACCCAGCAUCUGCGCGCUGAGCUUCCGAGACGCCAUCGUCUGCUGCCCGCUGGCGGCGCUCAUCGGGACGACUGGAGGGGUCGCGCCGGCCCCGCGCACCACCGCUCGGCCGCGCGUCUUCCCCGGUUUUACAAUACGGCCAACCACCGCCCGGCCGGUGGUAACGGCCCCACCCACGGCCCCUCCAGUGGUCACCUCCGCCCCUCCGGUACCAAGCCCUCGGCCGGUGGUCACAAACCCUCCUGUGGUGACCAGACCGACUCCUACACGAGUCACCUCACCAGCGCCGUCCACCCCGCCUCCGGUACCGUCCGCCACCCCAGAGACUCGACCGACGCCCCGCUCCGUGCCGCCGACCCGUGACCUGCUGAGUCCGAUCGGCCUACGCCCGCGGCCCACCCCGGCGGCGGCCACCUCUGCGCCCAUCACCGGCCCACGGCGCGGCUUCCGGCAGCCCGGCUGCGGCACCACCAGCCCCAUCCCGGCCUUCCACGCCAGCGGCGACUACUUCCAGCGGCCGCCGCCGUUCGCCCGCGCGGAGCGCGUCCACCUCGGCCUGCAGCCGUGGAUGGCCAUGGUGGGCGAGCGGAACUCUGAGAGAGCCGGCGCCGACCGCUGGAUCUGCGCCGGAGCGCUGCUGACGCCCCGCAUCGUGCUCACCUCGGCGCAGUGCGUGCUGACGCCCGACGAGCCCGAGCGGCUGGUGGUCGGUCUGGGUGAGCACGACCUGGCGUCGCGCACGGACGGCGUGGCCGGAACGCACCCCGUGGCGGCCGUGGAGCUGCACCCGCAGUGGUCGCAGCCCGAGCGGCGCCACUCGCUGGCCGUGCUGCUGCUGGGCCGGCCGCCCGACGAGAGCCCGCUCAUCCGGCCCGUCUGUCUGCCGCCGCCGGACCCGCCGGCUGGUGCCGCGCAGCUGCUGCCCUUUCCAGGUUCCACAGUGGUGGAGGCCUCGUACAACCUGGACACCACUGGCCUGAGUGACGGCUCGGCGCGGCAGCGGCUGGUGGCCGGCGAGGUGCCGGUGCAGCCGCUCGGUCGGUGCGUGGCCGCGCUGGCCGGCGCGCCGCUGGCCGAGCUGCUGUUCCCCGGCGGGCCGCAGCCGGAGCCGGACCUGUGCCUGGCCGCCGGCCACCAGUGCGCGCAGGACGUCGGCGCGCCGGCCGUGGCCGCAGGCGAGGACGGCACCAUCCAGCUGGAGGGGCUGCAGCUGAUGGGCAGCUGCGCCGCCGGCCAGCCGCGCCUGCUGCUGCGCGUGCGACACUACGUGCCAUUCAUCGCCGACGCCAUCGAGAAGCUGACGAAGCCGUCCAGCGCGGGCUUCUAGUCCCGAGUUGGCGUUUGUUCUUGGAACCUACUCAUACUUAUGGCAAAGUUAAGCAAUUAAACGUUCCAGCCCAGCGCUGACAAACAGUAAAAAGUUAUAAAGCUUCAGUGAGCCAUAUGCCUCCCGUUCAACAUGGUACGUUUAAAUACAAGUCGUUGUGUGCUAAAACGGGCAAUAA